This is a messenger RNA of Linum tenue, 1922 nucleotides long. Lineage: Eukaryota; Viridiplantae; Streptophyta; Magnoliopsida; Malpighiales; Linaceae. The record is from the annotation of a GenBank genome assembly.
CACAAACGAAGCAAUUCCCACGGAACAAUCUAGAACCACUAUACAUCAUCACCAGCUGAAUCCUACGGUCCAGAUGAAGCCACAUAGGAUCGGGAACGGCAUCAGCAGUUGAUUCUAGGGCCUUCUUCAAAAACGAAGACCCAAAAGGAAAACCAAACCCACGAAGGAAGGAUCUCCUCCGUCCAUCAGGAUUAUCGAGCUCUGUUAAUCUCAUCCCUUUAUAUAACUACUUCUCUUCCCACAUCUGUCUCUCAGCAUCGCAGGUCAGAGAAAAAAGCUUGAGAACCCAGAGUCCAGAGACCGUUCGCCGGUGGAUUAAGCUUCCCGAUCUCGACGGUUUCGAGGUCUUACGAUUUGUGGAUUCGUAAGUGAGAGAGAGAAAAGGGAAGAUGUUCGGGAGAGCGCCGAAGAAGAGCGAUAACACGAGGUACUAUGAGAUUCUUGGAGUGCCGAAGACGGCCUCGCCGGAGGAUUUGAAGAAGGCUUAUCGGAAAGCAGCGAUCAAGAAUCAUCCUGAUAAGGGCGGCGAUCCCGAGAAGUUCAAGGAGCUCGCCCAGGCGUACGAGGUGUUGAGCGAUCCCGAGAAGCGGGAGAUUUAUGAUCAGUACGGCGAGGAUGCGCUCAAGGAAGGGAUGGGCGGUGGCGGCGGCGGCGGCCAUAACCCGUUUGACAUCUUUGAGUCUUUCUUUGGCGGUGGUGGUUUUGGAGUGCUAGGUGGCAGCAGUAGGGGAAGGAGGCAGAGAAGGGGAGAGGAUGUUGUUCAUCCAUUGAAAGUUUCCUUGGAGGAUCUCUACAUCGGCAGAUCGAAGAAGCUUUCAUUGUCCAGGAAUGUAAUAUGCUCCAAGUGUGACGGUAAGGGGUCAAAGUCUGGAGCCUCGAUGAAAUGCUCAGGUUGCCAGGGCAGCGGCAUGAAGGUAUCAAUUAGGCAGUUAGGUCCUGGAAUGAUUCAGCAGAUGCAGCAUCCUUGCAAUGAAUGUAAAGGAACCGGUGAAUCUAUCAGCGACAAGGAUCGCUGCCCUCAGUGCAAGGGCGAGAAGGUUGUCCCGGAGAAGAAGGUGUUGGAAGUGAUAGUGGAGAAGGGGAUGCAGAAUAAUCAGAAGAUCACCUUCCCUGGGGAAGCAGAUGAAGCUCCUGAUACGGUCACUGGCGAUAUAGUCUUUGUCCUUCAGCAAAAGGAACACCCUCGGUUCAAGCGAAAGGGGGAUGACUUGUUUGUGGAGCACACACUGUCCCUCACUGAAGCCCUAUGUGGAUUCCAGUUUGUUAUUACACAUUUGGAUGGCAGGCAGCUCCUGAUCAAAUCACUUCCUGGCGAAGUUGUCAAGCCUGAUUCUUUCAAGGCUGUCAACGAUGAGGGAAUGCCAUUGUACAGGAAGCCAUUCUUGAAGGGGAAGCUCUACAUCCACUUCACCGUUGAUUUCCCUGAUUCAUUGACCCCAGAUCAAGUGAAGUCACUUGAGACAGUUCUGCCAGCAAAGCAACCGAGUGGCUUGACCGAGAUGGAGCUCGAUGAGUGUGAAGAAACUACUUUGCAUGAUGUCAACAUCGAAGAGGAGAUGAGGAGGAAGCAGCAGCAGGCUCAGCGUGAGGCAUAUGAUGAAGAUGAUGAUGAGAUGCCAGGUGGGGCUCAGAGGGUGCAAUGCGCCCAGCAGUAGAAAACCUUGAAGCUUUCGCGGGCGAUUUGAAUUGAAUUACAGUCUUCUUCAGUGUGUCUUCUUUACGGGUUAGGCUUUUUAUAUAGCGUCUGUAACGGAAGUUUUGGGAACUUGAAAUGCUGUUCUGAUCACUUGUAUCUUUUAUUUAAGUUAAAAAUCAAAUGACGCUAUAAUUUCUCUUGCCAUUGUUUUCAUUCCUUGAUACUCGAUGGCUAUAAGUAAUGGAAGAAGAGUUUUUAUUCAUGUCAAUUCAUAUGGUAUUUCGAC